UCGACCUCACACUCGCGUUCGCGGCUUCGCUCCGCGUAGUCUGGAGCGACUUAGGGAUUGCCACUUCGACCGGCCAACCCCCCAAGAUCCUACUGAGAUUAUGGCCGAUAAAAUGGAAGUGCAGAGAGUGCAAACGCAAUUUAUAUUAAAUUUAUGGUGAUAGCCAAGCAUUACAAAAUAUAAGAUUGCCCCAAAACGUGCCUACUAUCGAUCACAAAUUGAAAAGGAACGGCGAGUCGGGUUUAUAGAUGGUCAAACAAAAUUGUCAGUAAAUAAUAACAAAAGAACUAUCCUUUGACAAACUAUAGUUUUGCUUUCACACCCCCAAGCUGACAAUUUAACUCGUGCAUAAAAUUGUUUUGUCUGGAUAUUUAAAUAAUUAUUUCAUUCACGAAUUCCCGCUGUUGGAGUUUGUCUGUGUCAGAGGAAGGGCUACUUGUGAGGAUUGGCGAGUACGUACAACGGCAACAACGUAGCGGUUGUCGUGAUGGACGUGACGCACGCGUGUCGCUGCUGCCUGCGGCGUGCUCCGGACAAGGACCUGACGACGCCGUACACACAUCUCGGUAUAACGGAGAUAUAUGCCGACAUGAUCAAAGAGUGCUUUUACAUAAAUCUGGUAGUUGGCGGUGCGGGCUCGUGCGGCAUCUGCUCGGCAUGCGUGAGCCGCCUGCGAGACGGUUGCGCCUUUAAGCUGCAAGUACAGCGCAGCCAGGCGGAGCUGCAGGCGCGGCUGCAGGGAGAGAGCAUGGAAGAGGAACAAUCUGCAGUCAGGUCAGAAUAUCCAGAAAUGCAGGAUGAAGACGGGACCAGUGAGCCUGCAUCAGGUGAAGAGCCCUCGGUCAAGCUAGAGACGCUAGAUGCAUGGAUGGAUGGGACACCUGAUGAGAUAUUGCAUGACAUGCUCCGGUUAAACAUGGCGGCCGGAGACGGGGCGAGCGACGAGGAUGAACCGUUGUUGGUGGAGGAGCGGGCAGUCAAGCCGGAGCUGUCGGACGAGGCGAGUGACGAGGACUGCAUGUCGGUGUGUUCGGACGGCAGCGCCGCCGGCGCCAGGGAACAGCUCGCGAUGGCUUGUUCAGUGGUGCUCGAGCGCCUCCGCGACGACGCGACAGUUCACAGUGGAGACAAACCAUACUACUGCGAACACUGUGGCAAGCAUUACAGAAACAAGACUAUUUUAAGAAAACACAUAGAGAACACACACUUGUCGACCGGACCAGAACCAUUUGCUUGUGAUUUUUGUAGUUCUACUUUUCAAACCAAAUUGCUUGUAAUCGAACACGAGAAAAGCGAACACGGUGUUACAAAUUUCAUGUGUGCUGAAUGUGAGUAUACAACCAGUUCCAAGAGAAGUUUAGAGACUCAUUUAAAGAGUCACACAGUUGAAAAUAAUUUUAAGAGAAUUCAUUGUAAAGGCACAAGUUCGUGUAAAGGUGAUUUACACAAACAUCAAUCAAUACACAUUGAUGGAAAGCCUUUUCAAUAUAGCGACAACGAUUUACAAUGCAAUCAGAGAAUAUAUCAGAUGAUACAUACUGGCGAGAAGCCUUUCACAUGUACCUACUGUGAGAACAAAUUCAGUCAGAAAUCAAAAUUAAAAAUGCACCUGAUGAUACACACUGGGGCAAAGCCAUUUAAAUGUAGCAAUUGCGAAUACAAAUGCAGGCGGAGAGAAUACUUGCUAAUACAUCAGAUGAUACACACUGGAGAAAAUCCAUUUAAAUGUAGCAAUUGCGAAUACAAGUGUAGGCGGAAGCAUAACUUACUAGCACACCAGAAGAUACACACCGGAGAGAAGCCGUACACAUGUAGUUAUUGUGACUUCAAGUGCAGCCAAAGGACAACCUUACGAAAUCACGAAAUGACACAUACUGGCGAGAAACCUUUUCAGUGUAGCCACUGUGAUUACAAAUGCAGUCAGAAAUCACAUUUAAAAUUACACCUGAUGAUACACACUGAGGCAAAGCCAUUUAAAUGUAGCAAUUGCGAAUACAAAUGCAAGCGGAGAGCACAUUUGCUACAACAUCAGGUGAUACACACUGGGGCAAAGCUAUUUCAAUGUAGCAAUUGCGAUUACAAAUGUAGGCGGAAAGAUUACUUGCUAGCACACCAGAAUAUACACAACAGAGAGGAGCCGUACACAUGUAAAUAUUGCGACUACAAGUGCAGUGAUAGGUCAAACUUACGAACACAUGAAAAGAGACAUAAUGGCGAGAAGCCUUUUCGGUGUAGCCACUGUGAUUACAAAUUCAGUCAGAAAGCACAUUUAAAAAGACACCAAAUGAUACACACUGCCGAGAGGCCGUACUCAUGUAGUCAUUGCGACUACAAGUGCCGUGAUAGGUCAAACUUACGAGCACAUGAAAAUACACAUACUGGCGAGAAGCAUUUUCAGUGUAGCCACUGUGAUUACAAAUUCACUCAGAAAUCACAUUUAAAAAGACACGAGAUGAUACACACUGGGGCAAAGCCAUUUAAAUGUAGCAAUUGCGAAUACAAAUGCAAGCGGAGAGAACAUUUGCUGAAACAUCAGAUGAUACACACUGGGGAAAAGCCAUUUCAAUGUAGCAAUUGCGAAUACAAAUGCAGGCAGAGAGAACACUUGCUAGUACACCAGAAGACACACACCAGAGAGAAGCCGUACACAUGUAAUUAUUGCGACUACAAGUGCAGUGAUAGGUCAAACUUACUAACACAUGAAAAGACACAUACUGGCGAGACAAUUCAGUCAAUUGUAAAAAAAGAUCUAAAGUUAUAGUUUUCCCCUAAUUUUCAUUUUCCUAUUGACUACUAGUGAUAUUAUAUUGCACAUAACUGUA
Cydia strobilella is the source of this 2822-nucleotide messenger RNA. Its product is annotated as zinc finger protein 260-like. The transcript has 7 exons. Lineage: Eukaryota; Metazoa; Arthropoda; Insecta; Lepidoptera; Tortricidae. Gene Ontology annotation, cellular component: nucleoplasm; nucleus. Gene Ontology annotation, molecular function: DNA-binding transcription activator activity, RNA polymerase II-specific; DNA-binding transcription repressor activity, RNA polymerase II-specific; zinc ion binding. Gene Ontology annotation, biological process: regulation of transcription by RNA polymerase II. The coding region runs from base 488 to 2761 and encodes 757 amino acids. The record is from RefSeq and is a predicted model, not a curated record.